UUCAUUUUCCAUUUUUAUUCUCACCUUCAUGUCUCUCUCAAUCACGAGCUCAACAGAAGAUAGUGUCACCAGUUUUUGUUUCGUUCACGUGAAACACUUUCACUUGCAUAAACUUGUAGCUUACAGAUUUGUAUAAUUGUACCAGCACCAGAUGUUUAUGUUAUCAGGAUAACCAUAUUGUUUGUAUGUUCUUUUGUUGGUUAUUUCACUAUUGUUUUGUUUGAAAGAAUUCAUGAUGACGGUGAAUAUGUUUUUGCGGUUUGUGGUGGUGUUGUGUGUUGUCGUUGCAGCGCGUGUGUCUUACGCUGUUAGACAUGAGUUUGAGAUUGUGACGCAUUUGAAUCGGUUGAAUAAACCUUCUAUGAAAUCUAUCAAGAGUCCGGAUGGUGAUAUAAUAGAUUGUGUUCAUAUUUCGCAACAAGCGGCUUUCGAACAUCCUUCACUCAAAAAUCAUAAAAUUCAGAUGAGGCCAAGUUAUCAUCCGGAAGGGAAUAAUUUUGAGAGCAUGAAAGUAUCAUCACAAAAUCACCAAACAAUUACUCAAUUAUGGCAUUCAAAUGGGAAAUGUGAAAAAGGAACAAUCCCGAUUCGACGAACGAAAAAAGAAGAUAUUCUUAGAGCAAGUUCUAUCAAGAAAUAUGGCAAGAAAAGUAGUCUCCACACUGUUGCACAACCAAAUUCUGUUGAUCUUGAUCUUAUUAAUCAAAGUGGCCAUCAGCAUGCAAUUGCAUAUGUGGAAGGAGAGUUUUAUGGAGCAAAAGCAACUAUGAAUGUUUGGGACCCUCAGAUUCAACAGUCUAAUGAAUUCAGUUUAUCUCAAAUUUGGUUAUUAGGAGGCUCAUUUGCUUCAGAUCUCAAUAGCAUUGAAGCGGGUUGGCAGGUCAGCCCAGAUCUUUAUGGCGAUAAUAACACCAGAUUCUUUACAUAUUGGACUAGUGAUGCAUAUCAGGCCACAGGCUGUUACAACCUUCUGUGUUCAGGAUUUGUUCAAAUCAACAAUGAGAUAGCAUUGGGGGCCAGCAUUUCUCCUAUUUCUAAAUAUCAUGGUUCCCAAUAUGAUAUCAGUGUACUUAUCUGGAAGGACCCCGAGCAAGGAAACUGGUGGAUGCAAUUUGGUAAAGGAAAUGUGCUCGGAUAUUGGCCCGGCUCACUCUUUUCUUACUUAAGCGAAAGUGCAUCAAUGAUCCAAUGGGGCGGUGAGGUGGUGAACUCCGCCUCUGACGGGCAGCACACCACCACCCAAAUGGGCAGCGGUCAUUUCCCCGAAGAAGGCUUUGGUAAGUCCAGUUACUUCAGAAAUGUUCAAAUAGUAGACGGAUCAAACAGUCUUAGAGCCCCAAAAGAUAUAGACACAUUCACUGAGCAGCCCAAUUGCUAUGAUGUUCAAACGGGCAAGAAUGAUGGUUGGGGCAGCUACAUUUACUAUGGUGGACCAGGCAGAAACGCGAAUUGCCCGUGAAAUUUGAUAGUUAUGGAAGUUCAUUAAAUUAAUGAACUGGUGUAUUUGGUAUAUGUAUUAUUGUAGAUUCUAAUUCAGUUUACUUCAUACGAGUAUGUUAGAAACAAGGAUAUUGUUAUGGUUUGUUAGUUGGUUUGGGUUUGGUUGUAUUUGAUUAUGACGACUCUAAAAAACUAUGAAUUGUAAGUAUUUGGGUUCGUCUUUGUGUGACAUUUGUAUUGUAUUGAAGCGAGUCGGAUUAAUAAUAUGACAUAUUAAAUUUCUUA
Messenger RNA from Helianthus annuus (common sunflower), 1725 nucleotides. RefSeq lists its product as uncharacterized. NCBI's taxonomy places the organism in Eukaryota, Viridiplantae, Streptophyta, Magnoliopsida, Asterales, Asteraceae. The record is from RefSeq and is a predicted model, not a curated record. The transcript is spliced from 7 exons. Bases 233 to 1459 code for a protein of 408 amino acids.